Messenger RNA from Colletotrichum phormii, 2322 nucleotides. Its product is annotated as glucan 1,3-beta-glucosidase. The transcript has 7 exons. The record is from RefSeq and is a predicted model, not a curated record. Bases 1 to 2322 code for a protein of 773 amino acids. Gene Ontology annotation, molecular function: polygalacturonase activity. Lineage: Eukaryota; Fungi; Ascomycota; Sordariomycetes; Glomerellales; Glomerellaceae.
AUGCGCGUCACAGCCGCCUUCUGGCUCGCGGCCGCGACCCUCGCGAAAGCGGCGUACUGGAUGGAAGACAUUGCCCACCAGGGCAUCUCCCCCUACCACCCGGACCCGAACUACAAGGUCUUCCGCAACGUGAAGGGCUUUGGCGCAAAGGGCGACGGCGUGACGGACGAUACCGCGGCGAUCAACCUCGCCAUCAGCUCUGGUGAGCGGUGCGCGCCUGGCAAGUGCAAGGGUGAGACGACGUCGCCUGCUACCGUCUACUUCCCUCCCGGAACGUACAUCAUUUCUGGCUCUAUUAUUGACUACUUUUACACGCAAAUCAUUGGUGAUCCGACCGAUCGCCCGGUGAUUAAGGCCGCGGCCGACUUCCCCACCAACACCACCCUCGGCCUCGACGGAAACCCGUACGGCGCGAAUGGCCUCAGCUGGGGUGCCACCAACAUCUUCUUCAGACAAGUCCGCCACCUCAUUUUCGACACCACAGGUAUACCUGCCUCUGCUGCUGCUUUUGGAAUUCAUUGGCCCUCAUCGCAGGCUACUGCCAUUACCAACUGCGUGUUCCGCCUCGCUAAGGGCGCGGAGAGCAAGCAUGUCGGCAUCUUCAUUGAGGAGGGCUCCGGCGGCCUUCUCAACGAUCUUGACUUCUACGGAGGUCAAUACGGCGUCAAUCUUGGCAACCAGCAAUAUACUGCCCGAGCCCUUCGCUUAUGGAACGCUCAGGUCGCCAUCAAUCAGCUUUGGGACUGGGGCUGGACCUACAAGAACAUCUAUGUCACCUCUUCCAUCACUCUUUUGGACUCGGAGUUCGUCAACACCCAGACCGCGAUUCGCACCAGCCGCGAGCCCGGCGUCACCGUCCCCGUCACGGCCGGCACCUUGGUGAUGGAGAACGUUGCCUUCUCCAAGGUCCAGACCAUUCUCCUGGGCCCCAAGAACAACACGAUCGUCGCAGGAACGUCCAGCGCCACUAUCUCUCAGGGCUUCGCCAUGGGUCACAUCUACACCCCCUCCGGUCCCACAGACUACACCGGUUCCGAUGCUGGUUACUUCCCCGUCUACCCAGCCCUCCUCGGACCCCCCGCCAACGGCACGACAAAGUAUUACGAGCGCUCCAAGCCGCACUACGAGAACGUGCCCUCAAGCCUUGUCAUCUCAGCCCGUUCGUUCGGUGCCCGAGGUGACGGUGUGACGGACGAUACUGUGGCCCUGAACAACCUGUUCAACUACGUCGCCUCGAACCCUGCUGCAGGCCUCCUCGCCUUCGUCGACGCGGGCACCUACUACGUCUCCGACACCGUCUUCGUCCCUCCCGGAGCCCGCAUCGUCGGCGAGGCCCUCGCAUCCAUCAUCAUGGGCGACGGUGAGAAGUUCCAGGACAUCGAGAAGCCUCACCCCGUUGUCAAGGUCGCUAUCCCGGGCCAGUGCGGAACGAUUGAGUGGUAUGACAUGAUUGUGUCCACGCGCGGAUCCGCACCGGGUGCCAAGGUGAUCGAGUAUAACCUCAACACCGUCGGUGAGCCUUCUGGUAUGUGGGAUGUGCAUAUUCGUGUUGGAGGAUUCGCUGGGACGCAGCAGCAGCUCAAGGAGUGCCCUACCACGCCUAAUGCUACUGUCACCGCGGAUACCAUUGACAAGAACUGCAUUGCGGGGUGGAUGAGUAUGCACAUCACCAAGUCGGCUUCUGGACUUCUGCAGGAGAACUGCUGGAUCUGGACCGCCGAUCACGACCUCGAGGAUCCCGACUACAAGCAGGUCACCAUCUACAACGGCCGUGGCUUGCUGAUCGAGUCGACCGCCGGCAAGAUCUGGCUGUCUGCCUCCGGCGUCGAGCACCACACCCUCUACCAGUACAUGCUCUUCAAGACCAGAGACGUGUACAUGGGCCAGAUCCAGUCCGAGACCCCUUACUACCAACCCAACCCACCAGCCACGAUCCCCUUCCCCCGCGCAAAGGGCUACCACGACCCAGACUUCGAGACAGAAUGCAAGGACGCCGACCCCAACGGCCCACCAUGCAAGAUGGCGUGGGGCCUCCGCGUCAUCGGCUGCCAGAACGUCGUCGCGUUCGGCGCGGGACACUACUCCUUCUUCAACAACUACAGCACGGCGUGCUGCCAGAUUGACGCUGGAGCGAGGUGCCAGCAGCGCAUUGUGGAUUUGCGCGAUGCGCCUGGUAACUGUACCGCGACGGACAACUUGGAUAUCUACAACCUGCAGAUUGUGGGCACGACGGCCAUGGUUACGCGUUAUGGAAAGGAUGUCGCGUUUUACAAGGAUAAUAUCGCUGGGUUCACGGCUGGUAUUGCCUUGUAUCAGCAUUGA